AUGGAUUACAUGAAUUUAGGGGUGAGAUCCCGGAAAACGGGUCUUCAGGUCAAAGAAAACAUCGAGAAAGAUGAGUUCUCCAUGGAGAACGUAGACGAUUUCUUCAAAGAAGAUGAAAGUACAAUUAGUUUGCGCAGGCGCAGUCGGAAAUCAUCGCUUUUCCAAGUUGGCUUUUUUGAUAAUAGAGAGUUGCUUCCAUCGCUACCAAGCCGUCCUGCAUCUGAGACAUUAAAGUGGAGCAAUGCUGAUGGAUCUAUCGAUGUUAUACCGCAGGAACCAGAUGAGGACGAAGUUUUGGAGGACGCGAAACGAGAGUAUGGUGAAGUACAACAAUCUGAAUGGCCUCAGAGCCCUGCAAAUGUUUCGCUACAGACACCACCAGGAUCUCACCUACCAUCAAUGGCCGAGGAGGAAGAAGACGGUGCUAAUGAGCCUUAUCGAACGAGAUCUAAGUUUCUUUCCAGGCGGGAUGACACUUAUCGAGAUAUCCCUGAUCUUGUUGAAGAUGACGAAUAUUCAAGGGCAGAUACAACGCUCAACACGUCAGAUAACGCUCUGCUUCGAGAGGAGUUAGGCGGUGACGAUUACGAAAAUGAAAGCGAAAGUGAUGCCGACUAUAUUGAGGGUAUGUCCCUCCUGCAGGAAAAUUCAGACAUGAAUGCUAGGAGUGAUGAAAGUAUGAGCGAUACAACAAUGUCAGAUGAUUCUGCCUAUAAACCCUUGACCUUGAAUCGCUCUAAGAUCUUCCCAGCUUCGAAAACCACAAGUAAUUACGUUAGCCAAAGCUCUUCUGAAAGUGAAUCAGAUAGGGAUUUCAUCAGAAGUCAAGCUCAAGAAUUCGAAGCAGAUGGCCCAGGAGAACAUUCUGCGGGUCUUAGACGGUCAAAGAGGGUAAAGAUAGCACCAUUAGAGUAUUGGAGGAAUGAAAAAGUCGUCUAUAAAAGAAAGUCAGCGAAGCCCGUCCUGGACAUCGACAAAGUAAUAACUUAUGAAGAUGAAGAAGAUGAAGCUGAAAAAGACGAGUUGACUGCUAAGAAAAGAAAAUCGUAUAACUACAAUCCUAGUGGGCGUCCUCGCGGCAGGCCUCGAAAGUCGAGAAACAGAGAGGUAGUCACAAGCAAUGUAAAGCUCGAUAUGAAAGAUCUUGAGAGUUUGACGGGUAAAAAGUUAGAAAACGCGGAUUGGCUGGAAGGAGGUUCUUUGCAUUCAAAUGUAAGGAAUUCGAGAGGCGAAAUAGGUAAAGUGUGCUUAGCGUUUGCUCCGAACAAAUCCAAAUAUCAACAGGUAAGGCGCUCUGAGACGAACAACUUCCUGAUGUCGAUUCUGUUCGACGAUCAAAAAGACGUUUUCGCGAGUGGCUUCAUUACGUUACCUCCGGAAGGAAUCAAGGCUCCGACUGGUGCAGCAGAUACAACUUUGGUGUUUUGUCUGAUCCAGGGGGUUAUAGAAUUUCAGAUCGAGGAAACAAAAUUCAUUGGAACGCCGGGAACUUCCUGCCGAAUUCCCGCGUUUAACAAAUAUGCCUUGAAAAAUAUGAUGUCAGCGGAGGCGAAAAUAUUCUUCGUUCAAAUUGCGUUACCAUCGGGGCAGUCGAAACUCAUGGGGUCUGAGAAAUCCGAGGCCGGGAAUAAUGACGGUACGUCUGAAGAUCACAAUUAUUUAACAAGCGAUAUGAGUUUAGUUCGAAGUUAA
Molecule: messenger RNA, 1692 nt
Organism: Lachancea mirantina
Lineage: Eukaryota; Fungi; Ascomycota; Saccharomycetes; Saccharomycetales; Saccharomycetaceae
Source: the annotation of a GenBank genome assembly